UAUUACUGUUUAAAGUGUUCGUACUAUUGUCAACCCGUUAAGACUUUAUAGUUUUAGUGUAUCGUUCUUUUAGUGUUUUAUGUGAAUUUAUGAAUCGGGAAUAAAAAUUUAACAUAUAAAAGGGAAAUUUUGUUAUUGAUAUUAGAAAUAAGAUUAUUAGAUUUUAUUCAUAAAACAGUCAGUGCACACAUAAAUCAUGGAGGAACGCGUAGGUUCAGUAAUGCGUGUGCUCAACGCAAUGGAAGAGUUAGAUCACAGUGAACUAACACGUGGAAACGUUAAAGCUGCUACACGUGCUGUGGAGAGCAUGCACACAGAGAUGAUCAAAUAUAACAAUGGAGUUGGUGCGAAGACCGACUCGUUCUCAAAGCUGUUGUCAAUGGCUGAGCGCGGAAACUGGACUGAGCUACGGAACGCCAGAACUAAUGGUUUAAUGCCGACAGCACGACAGGAGCUUGAGGAAUUGAUCGGUUACUUCACGAAAAAACCGGCGUCAGUGACCCCAAGUAUUGAUAAACCCUCCAAAAGAAAUACACCUACUGACAGGGGUUAUCCUCCACAGCAUACAGAAGAGAGUGAGAGAGCCUAUAACCGACGGCGAAUGGAGAGUCAGUUCGAACACCGUGACCGACGAACCGUCGAGCCCAGUUACUCGGCCACACCGUCGGAUUAUGAUAGAUAUGAGUUGAGGCGACGUGAUGACCCAAAGCAAGUCAGCGAUCAUCUGAGUCAACUGGCGUCCGAGAGAUUGCGCAAUGGAAAAGCGACAGAUUUAGAGGAGGUAACUAGCCCGAAGCACGUGGCUGAUAUGUUCAAUGAGCUAUAUAACAGAGAGUGGACUGCAGCAUACGAGGAACUUCAGCAAAUGUACAGGGAUCCAAACGAAACCAUACAACAUCUCACUAAGAUAAUAAAGAGUGCGUAUGAUUAUUGUGGAAACACGGCAGAGAGACAGAUAGUGAACAUAAUGAUGCAUACAGAAAACGAAAUGCUUUAUCCCAACAUUUCACAACAGUCUAGGGCAGCUUUAGAGGCGCAAGUAAGACCUGAUCGUCAACUCAUUGCUAUUGUCCGAGAAAAUGAUGCAAUGCUGAGAGACUUCAGAAAGUAUGCAUCUGUUGCAUCAUUACCCGUUGUCAAAUGGCUAUUCUAUGAAGACAUUCUGAAAACAAUUCAUCCAGCUCAACGGCCAACGAAUUCACAAGUAGCGUUCAUAGAUCGUUGUAUAGAAGUAAUAUGGAUGAUGUGUACCCAGGCCAAUCCCAUGCAUCUUGAAUUCUGUAAUAAAGGGGACAGACCAACAAGUCUCUUCAAGCCAUUUACCAGGAGCGGAAAUGCCGUGCAGAAUUGCGUUUGGCCAGCGUUGUUUUUGCACAAAAAUGGACCGCUAAUGGAGAAAGGCGUGGCUCACUUACAUUAAAGCAAAAUAACAUUUUGACAGUUUUCUC
Molecule: messenger RNA, 1448 nt
Organism: Ruditapes philippinarum (Manila clam)
Lineage: Eukaryota; Metazoa; Mollusca; Bivalvia; Venerida; Veneridae
Exons: 8
Coding region: 197-1420 (407 amino acids)
Source: RefSeq, a predicted model, not a curated record